CCCCCAACUUCCUCAUCACCCGCAGGAUGGUCGUAUAGGUAGAUAUACACUGGUAGAGACGUAUCGCUUGGCGCAUACCCGCCUGGUAAGUAAUCCAAGGGUGCGCACACAAAGCGUAGCGAAAUUCCUCGCUGCCCCUGGAGUGAAAAGAGUGAACAACAGGACAUGACAUUGAUAUUUUCCGACGGAGACGCAUCAGCCUGGCGCGCACUUAUCUGGUCGAUUGUCCAAGGAUGUGCGCGCAAGGUGGAGAGGCCAGCUCUUGGAAGUGAAGAAAUGCAUCAAAUUCACUUGGCUGGCCGCAGGCGGACCACCUGCAAGCUAGCAGUGCAGCCUGACGCGCCUUGGCGCGAGCGGCACACAUACUGAGGCGCGAGCGACACACAUACUAGCCUGAUGAUACAGGCUCCGCGUCGUGCUAAACACGGUGCGCCGACUCGUGCUCAUCGAUCUCCGCGCCCUGCUCCGACUAGUUGACCUCAACCUCCGCGUUGUGAAUGCCGCGCUGGGGUGUUGGGCCCCUGCCGCGGCCAAGACACUCGAGCCCCACCAGGCAGCCCAGCGCGACGCCGCAGACCAAGAACAAGAUCAACAAGAAGAAGAUCAAGACACCAGCGAAGACUGCAAUUAAUCCCCAUGGCUCGGUGGUGGCUGUGGUGUUUGACGUGUCCGAACUCGUGCUCGUAUCGGUGGUCGUCGUGGCCGUCUUGAUGGUGAUGGUAGUAGUGCUUGACGUCGCGGAACGCGUGCCCGUAUCGGCGGUCGUCGUGGCCGUCUUGGUGGUCGUCGCGGUGGUCGUCUCAGUUGUUGCCUCGGUGAAGUCGAGCACGUACGCGGAGCCGGAACUGUCGCCCUGGUCGUCGUCACCAUAGGCCCCCACCACCACGCGGGCCCCGUCGGAGCUCACGGCCACCGAGGAACCGAAAAAGUCGUAGGCGGCCCCAUCACUCGCCACAAGCUUCAGCAGCCUCUCGCCGGUGGCCCCGUCGAGCACGUACACGGAGCCGGAACCGGAGCCCUGGUCGUCGUCACCUCUGGCCCCCACCACCACGCGGGCCCCGUCGGAGCUCACGGCCACCGAGGAACCGAACAAGUCGUCUGCAGUCCCAUCACUCGCCACAAGCUUCAGCAGCCUCUCGCCGGUGGCCCCGUCGAGCACGUACACGGAGCCUGAAUUGUAGCCCUGGUCGCCGUCACCACAGGCCCCCACCACCACGCGGGCCCCGUCGGAGCUCACGGCCACCGAGGAGCCGAAAUAGUCGAAAUUGGCCCCAUCACUCGCCACAAGCUUCAGCAGCGUCUCGCCGGUGGCCCCGUCGAGCACGUACACGGAGCCGGAACCGGAGCCCUGGUCGUCGUCACCUCUGGCCCCCACCACCACGCGGGCCCCGUCGGAGCUCACGGCCACCGAGGAACCGAACCAGUCGUCUGCAGCCCCAUCACUCGCCACAAGCUUCAGCAGCCUCUCGCCGGUGGCCCCGUCGAGCACGUACGCGGAGCCGGACUUGUCGCCCUGGUCGUCGUCAUAUUUGUUUCCCACCACCACGCGGGCCCCGUCGGACUCACGGCCACCGACUCACCGAAAUAGUCGUUGUCGACCCCAUCACCCGCCAUGAGUUUGAGCAACUGCGCGCCGCUGGUAGACAGGCGCCUCCCGAACUCGGCCUGCGGCUCGCGAGGGCGACCGCUCGCCGAGCCCUCCACCCUCGGGCGGGCCAGCGCCCCGCUCGCCGGCGACCCGGCGCUCGGGGCGCCGCGCGCUGCCAGCGGCAAGAGCAGCGCGCCGACGCUGUGAGACGUGCGCAGGCGCAUCAUGCCGUCUGCAGAUGCGCAGAGCUGAACGGAACGAGAGACGCCAGAGGGGAGCCCUGGGAGGCCGGCGACGGCCCCUCGAAACCUUGAGCCAAAAUUGCGACCAGCCCCGAUGGCUUGCCCAAGACAUUCCUU
Prorocentrum cordatum is the source of this 1947-nucleotide messenger RNA. NCBI's taxonomy places the organism in Eukaryota, Dinophyceae, Prorocentrales, Prorocentraceae. The record is from the annotation of a GenBank genome assembly.